Magnolia sinica is the source of this 1737-nucleotide messenger RNA. Its product is annotated as equilibrative nucleotide transporter 8. Gene Ontology annotation, biological process: nucleoside transmembrane transport. The record is from RefSeq and is a predicted model, not a curated record. Lineage: Eukaryota; Viridiplantae; Streptophyta; Magnoliopsida; Magnoliales; Magnoliaceae. Gene Ontology annotation, molecular function: nucleoside transmembrane transporter activity. Bases 235 to 1527 code for a protein of 430 amino acids. The transcript has 2 exons. Gene Ontology annotation, cellular component: plasma membrane.
CUACACAUUAUGCAAAAGCCCAUGUGUGGCAGCACAAUAAGAACACAAGUACAGCCCAAAACCACCCACCAUUUCUGUCCCCACAGCAUAAAAUCCCCAUAUAAGACUCCCAUUGAUUCCAAACUCCUACCAAUGUGAAAAGAUUCAAUGAUAUUACAUUAGAGCAGAUGAUUAUCUGAUCUUACUCAGCAUUUCCAGCUCUCUAAACAUUGCCUAUAAAAGAUCCACUUAAGAAUGUCUAAGGAGUUGGAUGCUGAAAACUGCAGUAUGGAAGUUGGUAAGCUUCAAACCAAUCGAAUUGCACCCGAAGAUCGCUGCAAUUUCGCGUAUUUGAUCCAUUUCAUGCUCGGCGCUGGCAACUUACUGCCUUGGAAUGCUCUUAUAACGGCUGUCGAUUACUUCGGAUACUUGUAUCCGAAUGAACACAUUGAUAAGGUGUUUUCGGUCGCCUAUAUGGGUUCUUCUCUGCCUGUUUUGGUUGUUCUAAUGAGCUGGACUAACUGGGGUAGAAGGCCGAGUGUGAGAUUGAGAAUGAACUUGGGCUUUUCGAUGUUUGUUGCUUCGCUUCUCAUAGUGCCUAUCAUGGACUGGACUUAUACGCAUGGGGUGAGAAGGUCGGGCAGGGCCUACUGUGUGACCAUUGCAGCGGUGGCCCUCUGUGGUUUGGCUGAUGGGCUGGUGGGAGGAAGCUUGAUUGGAUCAGUUGGUGAAUUGCCCAGACGGUAUAUGCAGGCGGUUUUUGCGGGAACUGCUUGUUCAGGCGUUCUCCUUUCUACGUUGAGGAUUAUAACGAAAGCAUCACUUCCACAGACUCCGCAAGGCCUACGAACAAGUGCCCAUCUCUACUUCAUCGUCAGCACGCUCAUUGUAUUGGGGUGCAUUGUCUGUUUCAACAUCUUAGGCCAGCUGUCGAUCAUGCAGCAUUACAGGUGCAGCAAAAAUCCAGUAAUUGGAAGCCACAUCUCCCUCCCAGAAGGCCCACCAUCAAGUUCCACCACCAUCAUGCUUGGUAACACAAGUGAUCCUACCGUGCGGCCCAAGUUCUGGGCCGUGUGGAAGAGGAUUCGAUGUCUGACAGUUGGAGUUCUAGUGACAUACAUUGUGACUCUGUCCAUCUUCCCUGGAUACAUAACUGAGAAUGUGCAGUCGAAUGCGUUACAUGACUGGUACCCCAUCUUGCUGAUAACAACAUACAAUGCAUCCGAUCUGGUGGGGAAAUGCUCGACGGCAGCAUAUGUUCCCAAGAGUACUAAAAAGGUUACAUGGGCUUGUGUUGCUAGGCUGCUGUUCUAUCCACUCUUUGCUGCCUGCCUACAUGGGCCUGCAUUCUUCCGAACUGAGAUUCCGGUGAUGAUUCUAACUAGCGCGCUCGGAAUGACUAAUGGGUAUCUGACUAGCACGCUCAUGAUCCUUGCUCCGAAAUCUGUACCAGUUGCAGAAGCGGAAACCGCCGGCAUUGUGAUGGCUUUAUUUUUGGGAAUUGGGUUAGCAGGCGGAUCAGUUCUUGGGUGGUUCUGGCUAAUUUAGAUUGCGUUCGGAUGCUCAAUCAAAUUGACAUGUUAAAAUUCAAUCUGACGAAGCAGAAAUUACAGAAGUGGGGCUAGCCCCACUUAAUUCAUUCGUCAUGGACUAAAACUCAAAUUCAAAUUAAGAUUGUUUCUGGUCCAAAAUGGAACUUAUGAAAUUGCAAUCAGGUGUUUGAUUGUUAUUAUGAAUUAAAAUGAUGUGUGCAUUGAA